GUCUAGAUACAGAUUCAGAAUGGGAGUCCAUAGUGUGUUGCAAUUCCUCAUCAUUGCUGGCUGCAUAGCGUCAUUCAGUGAUGCGAGUAAGCCAAACAUCGUUUUUAUACUAGCUGAUGAUUUGGGAUGGAACGAUGUCAGCUUUCACGGCUCCGAUCAAAUUUUGACACCAAACAUUGACUCCUUGGCAUAUUCCGGAGUAGCAUUCGGGAGGUACUACAGCCACGCAAUAUGUACUCCUUCGCGAUCAGCACUCCUUACUGGAAAAUAUCCAUAUAAGACAGGAAUGCAAGGUAAUCCCCUUGGAAUGAGUGAAGAUCGAGGUAUCCCAACUAAUGUGAGGUUAUUACCACAGUAUUUCAAAGAUGUCGGUUAUUCCACUCAUUUGGUUGGUAAAUGGCAUGCUGGCAGUUCCAGACGAGAAUAUUUACCAACCAGCAGAGGGUUCGAUAGUUACAUCGGACAUAGGGGUGGUUACAUAGAUUAUUAUGAAUACACUAUUAAAGAAGAUUGGGAAGACGGUCAAGUUUCAGGAUUAGCCUUGUUUAGAAAUCUGACUGCGGCUUGGGACGUUGAAGGUUACAUCACUGAUGUUUACACAGAUGAAGCUAUCAAAGUUAUUGAUGAUCACGAUUCAUCCACCCCUCUAUUCCUGAUGGUUACCCACAACGCUCCUCAUGCCGGCAGCGAUACCGUUGCCCUGCAGGCACCAUCAGAAGUAGUUAGACAGAUGAGGUACAUUGAGUCACCUGACAGAAGGAUAUUUGCUGCCAUGAUAAAGAAACUCGAUGAUAGUGUUGGCGAUAUCGUUAAAGCUUUACAAGACAAGAGAAUUUUAGAAAAUACAAUCAUUGUGUUCGCUGCUGACAACGGAGGUAUGACGACAGGGCUUUAUGCCAAUUAUGCUUCUAACUAUCCGUUGAGAGGAAUCAAAAUGUCACCAUAUGAGGGUGGCGUGAGAGUUGUCGGGCUACUGUGGAGUGCAAACUUAAACAAUACGAGUCAUUAUUGGGAUGGAUACAUGCACGUUACGGAUUGGUUGCCCACUUUAUUGAGUGCUGCUGGUGUAGAACCUCCAACAGACGUCGAUGGAGUUGAUCAAUGGGAAAGUAUAAAUUCUAAUUCAGCAUCACAAAGGAAGGAAAUGUUUGAAAUCGAUGAUUACACAGGAUAUGCAUCGAUCACAUACGGAGACUAUAAGUUAAUAACUGGUAAACCCGAUGAAAAUUACAGUGGAUAUUUGGGCGGUGAUCUAAGAGGCGUUAUUGAUAGUCCACCUUCAUAUAUUGAUGCUAUUGCGGAUAGCAAAGUGUAUGGUGUACUUCACUCGAUUGGUAGAACUUUUGACACGAACUUCUUGACUUUGAGGAAUAAGACGAUAAUUAAUUGCGAUGUAUCUACAACGUCUAUAUGUUAUCCUAGUAACAAUACUGUAUGUCUCUUCAAUAUAAUAGAGGAUCCAUGCGAAACAACAGAUUUGUCUGCUACUUACCCAGAAUUGGUGGCAAGCAUGCAACAAAUAUUAGAUGUUGAAAUGACAAAGAUGAUUCCCAGAAUUUUACCGACUGUUAUCGACCCUAUGUCUGCACCUAGCUUACAUAACUUUACAUGGGAUACUUGGAUUGAUUGAGUUUUUGUAUUUUGUACAUACAGUUGCAGUAUAAGUGUUUAUUGUUUGUGUCCUUAGCUGUAAAUAAGAAGAUCGAAUUCUUAAAUAUUAUAAUCCAGUCGUUAAAAAUAACGUAAAUGUUCGUAGCAACUGCACUGAUAUUUGUAUUUAUUAAUAAAUCAAUAUAAAUAAAAUUG
Molecule: messenger RNA, 1806 nt
Organism: Spodoptera litura
Lineage: Eukaryota; Metazoa; Arthropoda; Insecta; Lepidoptera; Noctuidae
Product: arylsulfatase J
Molecular function (GO): sulfuric ester hydrolase activity
Source: RefSeq, a predicted model, not a curated record